UAGAAAUAAAAAAUAAAUAAAAGGAAAUUAGUUGGUUAAACUAAACGAAGUCGUUAUUGCCUAUUAUAAAUCCCGAGGAUCAAUCGGGGAAUUUUUAGACCAUUUCUUCCCGUCAUCUGCCAGAGAACGCAGAUCCGGCGAAAAUCAGCCGGAAAUUCCAAGAAUUUGAAGUUGAAUCCGACGGUUGUGAAUCAUGAGCAGCCAUCGCAAAUGCGACGAUGGGCGAGAUGCGGAGGUUAAAUACAACGAAAAGACAGAGAAGAGGAGGGAGAGGAAGAAUGAGACGAGGUCGUUUCAAAGGCGAUUGGUGAAGUACAAGGACUUGCCGGAGUAUCUUAAAGACAACGAGUUCAUAUUGGACUAUUACCGGUGCGAAUGGCCGGUGAAAGAGGCGCUCUACAGUGUAUUUUCAUGGCACAACGAAACUCUCAACAUCUGGACCCAUUUGAUAGGGUUUUUUAUAUUUGGGGCAAUGGUUGUAAUGACGCUGAUGGAAGGGACGGAGCUCGGAGAUUUUCUGCUCGUCAAUUUCUCCAGAGGUACAGUUACGGUGCCGUUUUGGACAACUAUGGGUAUGGAAAAGGACGUCAACGGCUCUGAUAGCUUUAUUCCAGAAACAAGACACGUCUCAAAGUCAUCAGUUUUCUUAGUAGACAGAGCGGAUGAAACCACGACUUUACCAAGAUGGCCAUGGCUCGUUUUCUUAAUUGGUGCUAUGGGUUGCUUGGUUUGUAGCAGCCUCUCCCACCUUCUCGCUUGCCAUUCCAAACGCUUCAACCUUUUCUUCUGGCGCCUGGAUUACGCAGGCAUUUCUUUGAUGAUCGUCGGAUCCUUCUUUGCUCCUAUUUAUUAUGUGUUUCUCUGCAGCUUUUAUCCUCGGUUGUUCUAUCUUUCUUCGAUAUCCGUGCUCGGUGUUGCUGCCAUUGUUACUCUUCUUGCACCUGCUCUCUCGGCCCCUCGUUUCCGGGCCUUCAGAGCCUCCUUAUUUCUCACCAUGGGCUUCUCAGGGAUAAUCCCUGCUGCACAUGCUGUUGCUCUCUACUGGGGAUAUCCGCGUAUUUAUCUUGCCUUCUCCUAUGAGCUUGUCAUGGCGAUUUUAUACGCUACAGGAGCUGGGUUAUAUGUUAGUCGGAUACCAGAACGAUGGAAACCUGGUGCCUUCGACAUUGCAGGACACAGCCACCAGCUUUUUCACGGGUUUGUCGUUCUGGCAGCUCUGGUCCAUAGUGCAGCAACAUUGUAUAUUAUUGAUUUUCGACGGAGUUCACCCACUUGCAACUCUUAGGGAUUCCUUGAUGGCUAAGCUGCCAAGUAGAUCGAGAGCGAGUUUCUGGGUCAUACUCAUCAAUCGUCUCCAAAUAUGUUAUGGCAUGGUGUAAACUGAAACAGCUGUAGUUCUUCAACUAAGGAAGUGCAGGAAUUACGUGUCCCAUAGCAUUUGCUAUAAAAGAAUUCUUUUGCUCUCAAGAAUCUAGGAACCAACAUCUCAUUCAAUAGAAAGCACAAAUCACUUAUACACAGUGUACUUAAAAGUAAUUAGUUCAUAUCUUCCAAUUGCUUUCCACUAAGUUGCUGUAGAACUCGAAUUAGCUUAUUUUACAAAUUCACGUGUUCACGAAGUUGAAGAAAUUGAAGGUUUAACAGUUGCAUGUCUUUAAAAAAAUUAUACUUUAACACUGAACUCUAAAUAAACGCAUUCAUACAUGUCAUAUCACUCGUAAAUAGGUCAUAAAACCAGAUUUUUUGAGACAACUAUGAUGAAUCGGUCCGAUAGAAGGUUGAUAUCCAAGCAGCUCAGGAUGGCUUUUCUUCGGUUGUAUCAGUAAAAUUUCAAGUUGCCCACGGAACAUGAAUAUUCAUUACAGCAGGCGACUUCCACGCAGCUAUCAGUCCAGGAAUGAUCUGUGAAGAGUAUAAAUCAUCCAAGAGACGUUUCCAGAUUUGGUUGAAAUUAUGGCCGGAGUUGAGAAGAAUUUACAGAUAAGAAACUGAGAUAAACAAACAAGAAUGCUAAUGAAAUCCUUCAUUGCUUGUGGUAUAUUUUAUUAACAUGUUAAGACAUUCACGAUACUCAAAUUAGGAAGACUUCUGCUACGUACCUAAACUGCA
This is a messenger RNA of Benincasa hispida (wax gourd), 2109 nucleotides long. Its product is annotated as heptahelical transmembrane protein 2-like. Gene Ontology annotation, biological process: response to hormone. Gene Ontology annotation, molecular function: signaling receptor activity. NCBI's taxonomy places the organism in Eukaryota, Viridiplantae, Streptophyta, Magnoliopsida, Cucurbitales, Cucurbitaceae. Gene Ontology annotation, cellular component: membrane. The record is from RefSeq and is a predicted model, not a curated record.